Molecule: messenger RNA, 1370 nt
Organism: Elgaria multicarinata webbii
Lineage: Eukaryota; Metazoa; Chordata; Lepidosauria; Squamata; Anguidae
Gene: MIS18A
Product: MIS18 kinetochore protein A
Exons: 5
Coding region: 20-586 (188 amino acids)
Biological process (GO): CENP-A containing chromatin assembly; chromosome segregation
Cellular component (GO): chromosome, centromeric region; nucleus; chromatin
Source: RefSeq, a predicted model, not a curated record
ACGAGCAGCUUGAAAGAGAAUGGCGGCGUUCUCAGUGGACGACAUCUCGUCGUCGAUUCAGCUGCUGUCCCCAAGCAGUAAGGCGCUCGGUGAUCAGGAAGGUGCCGCGGGGUCGGAGGAACUGCCCAUGGUGUUCCUGUGCGCCGGGUGCAAGCGCCCCGUGGGAGACACGCUCAGCUGGGAGGCCAAUGACGAGGACACCAACUGCAUCCUGCUGAAGAGUGUUACUCUUAAUGUCUCAGUGGACAAGGAGCAAAAACUUUCAAGCCAAGCAGGCGAAUAUGGCUGCAUGCUUGAAAACUUGUUUUGCUCUGGGUGCAACAUGACCCUUGGAAGCAUUUACAGGUGCACCCCAAGACAUCUUGACUAUAAACGAGAUUUAUUUUGCUUAAAUGUUGACUCCCUAGAAAGUUAUACCCUAGGGUCCUCAGAACAAAAAGCUGAAACUGAUGAGGAACCUCUCACCCUUGAAAGUCGCGCUAGUUUAGAAGAAUCACUAGGAAGGGCAGAAACAAUAUUGAAAGCAUUGGAACAACGGUUAUCUGUUGUUGAAACAAGUUUUGCAUCUCUUCACAACAUUGGUUGAAAAAGUAACAUCUGUUGCUAAUGUUAGUAUUGAUAUAUAAGCUCAGUAUUAUUUACGCUUGGAAGUUUUUUGAAUCACAUCAAGAGUUGUCCUUUUAAAAACUUAGAACGUUGCUCAGUUUCCUGAAGGUUGAAAAUACAGACUUUUGAGGAAAAAACACACUUCUGUGGAGUUGAAGAGAUUAAUCAAAUUCCAUUCACAAAAAACUUUUUAGAUUUUUUUUAUUAUCAAAUUUUCUAAACGACUAAAAUGGAAGCAAUCUUGUUAGUAUUCUCUCCUAUCUUUUGUCGAAUAUGCUUUAUACAGUUUCUGAUGUUGCAUUGGCAACUUAGGGAGAAGUCUGGGUAACCUAUUUCUUCUGUGUAAGAUGGUAUUGGAGGUUGGGGGAUUGGAUGCAUAAUCAAUCCAUAGCAUAAUACUUAAACCACCCACGUAUACUAGCACUAUUUAGUCUUCUGUCAGUUAGAAAAACUGAGAUAAUGUGCAAAAUAUUGGCUGAACCGACAUCUGUGUUUAUAUCUUCCAGAAAAUUUAGCCUGGGGCCUGUUGAGAAAUUUUGAACUAAAAAAAAGAGUAAUACCUUGACCAUAUUAAGUAACUUUGAAAGUAAAGUAACCCAAAAAUACUAUAGAAUUUGAGUGCAGUUUGGUAAUUACAUUGUGUACAAGUCUUUAGAAAGGAUUGUUUUCUAGAAUCUCAGAGUGUAGUUUUGAAAUCAAGAUACUGAAUAAAUGUAAAUACUCAGUGAUGUAAAUGUUUCAAUAAAAAUAAAUUUGUAAUUGAA